GUCCUGUGCGUAUGACGUCACUUGGUUUUUCGUCUCGUUCUUCCUUCCUCUCGGCGGAGCUCACGUCUUGCUAGCUGAAAGCUAACUGCUCACAUUAUUUCUGUCAUCGUCGCGUUUGUUGAGACGCAGUUGUUACAGUGCGGUCUGUUCAAGCUGCGGAUUCUACAAGAGAUUUAUCAAGAGAGGAGAAACAGUCCCGCCGCCACCGUUUCCUCCGCUGCCGGAGGUGAAACACUGAGCCAUGUACAAUGGGAUUGGCCUGACGACACCGCGGGGCAGUGGCACCAAUGGCUACGUGCAGCGCAACCUGUCGAGCCUGCGGGUGAAGCGACCGCGGGACGAGCGUGGUGGUGAGCGCGAUGAGAAGGACCGGGAGAGGCUGGAGAGUCAGCUCAACAGGCAGCCCAACGCUGACAUCCUGGAGCACCAGCGCAAGAGGCAGCUGGAGGUUAAAUGUGCCGAGCUGCAGGACAUGAUGGAGGAGCAAGGGUAUUCUGCUGAGGAGAUUGAGGAGAAGGUGAGCAGCUUCCGCAUGAUGCUGCAGGAGAAGCAGGAGCCGGCUCCGCCCACUUCUGACAGACCAACGGUGACAGAGACUCAUGCACUGGCCGCAGCUAACCAGCAGAAGAACGACCGUCUGCGUGCAGCGUUUGGAAUCGCCAGCGACUACGUGGAUGGAUCGUCCUUUCAUGCUGACCGCAAGGACAAAGAGAAGGAGAAGCGGGAGCAGGAGCGGCUGGAGAGGGAACGGCUGCAGCAACAGAAGUAUACGUUGGUGGUAGAUUCGGAUGAUUCAGAUGCUCCUCCCAAAAAGCGCGGUCGGAAGAAGAAAAAGAAAAACAAGAGCAGAGACAGCAGCUCAGAGAGUCUGUCCCCAUCGCCUCGCAGAGAGAAGAAGAAAUCCAAAAAAAAGAAAAAGAAAUGUGAGGCAUCUGAAGAGAGUGGAGAAGAAGACGAUGAGAGUUCCUCGGAUGAAAAACAGAAGGAGUUGAAGAAGAAAAGGAAAAAGAGCGAAAGUUCAAGUCCUCCCAAAACAAAGCUGGUGCGACGCAGCAGCGUCUCGUCCCGAUCCUCUCACAGCCCAUCUCCAGCUGCUGUGAGGUCACGUCAACAGGACCAAACGGCAAGGAAAGACGAUGAAAGGAAGGAAAAAUCACCGGAGAGGAGGAGACGAGGUUACGAGGAGCAAGUGCCACGGCGUCAGGGAGGUGAAGCGAAGAGGUCGAAUCUUGAGAGAGGGACAGAACGACAGAGUGAGAUGGAGAAGAAGAGACAUGACUCCGCAUCCCCUUCUCCACCACCACCACCACCGAUCGACAAAAGCUGGGAAAAGGAGAAAGGGAGGAGAUCCAGAAGCAGAGACCUGCAGAAACGGAGGCGUUCGAGGAGCGUGGAAAAAAAUGAGAGGGAAAAAGGAAGGCGCUCCAGAAGCAGAGAGAUGGACAGGGGGCGGCGUUCAAGGAGCAGAGAAAACAAGAGGGACAAAGAGCACCGUUCCAGAAGCAGAGACGCUGCGGAGAAAGAGCGGAGUCCUAGAAGCAGAGACGUGGACAAAGGACAGCGUUCCAGAAGCAGAGAUGCUGAGAGAGGCCGUAGUCUUAGAAGCAGAGACAUGGAGAGGGGGCGGAGUCCUAAAGGCAGAGAUGUGGAUCGAGGACGACGUUCAAGAAGCAGAGACGCGCAGCGAGGACGACGUUCUAGAAGCAGAGAUGUGGAGCGAGGACGACGUUCUAGAAGCAGAGACGUGGAGCGAGGACGACGUUCUCGAAGCAGAGACGUGCAGCGAGGACGUCGUUCUAGAAGCAGAGACUUGGAGCGAGGACGACGUUCUAGAAGCAGAGACUUGGAGCGAGGACGACGUUCUCAAAGCAGAGAUUCUGAGAAAGGACAGAGUCCUAGAAGCAGAGACAUGCAGAGAGGGCGGCGUUCCAGAAGCAGAGAUAAGGGGGACAAAGUAAAAGAGUGUGUCCCUCAGAGAACCAGAGACGACUCGUCCUCAUCCCCUUCUCCUCCACCUAAACAAGAGACAAGGAAGGAGAGAGGCAGAGAUGCUGAGCGAGAAAAAGACAAGAUUAAACCAGACCAAAAGCCAAGACAUGGCUCUUCAUCCCCUUCACCUUCUCCUGAAAAGGAGAGGAGUGGAGAGAGGGAACGCAGAACUGAGGCGAAGCUUCAUUCAAGUGUGCCAAAUGAAAAGGACAACAGAAAAGACACGGGGAAGAGACAAGAGAUGGAGGUGUCUCUUCACCAACAGAGAAGCAACAGAAAGGACGUUCAUCCAUCUCGCGAUUCCCACUCACCGGCCCCUCGGUCGCCCGUCACCAGUGGAGGACAACGAGACCGAGAGAACGAGAGAAGAGAAAAGGAAAAAACAGAGGGUGUUAAGGAGAGGGACAGGCACCGAGAGCGAGGUCAGGACCGAGAGCGAGGUCAGGACCGAGAGCGAGGUCAGGACCGAGAGCGAGGUCAGGACCGAGAGCGAGGUCAGGAGAGCAGCAGGAAGAGAGAUGAGGCUGUCCCAUCAUCUGCAGAAAGUAGACGAGAUGGUUCCAGACCAGCAGCUAAAAGACCAGACGUGAAAGACGGGGAGGAGAAGACGAGGAGCCCACAGAGGAAGGACAAACGUGAUGAGAGAGUGAAACCGGCUGAGAAGAGGAAGGAGAGCAGUAGCAGCAGCAGCAGCAGCAGCAGCGGUAGUGGUAGCAGCAGCAGCGACAGUGACAGUGACAGCUCCUCUUCAUCAUCUUCAUCCUCAUCAUCCUCUUCAUCCUCAUCCUCUGAAGAUGAAGGUAAAGCCGCGAAGGUUGGCUCAGCAGGUGGGGAAAACAAAAACCCCUCGACCAGCGCACCAGCUGCCAUCGGUGCUGCCGUCCAUCGAUAUUUAGUCAACGGACGAAAGGAAAGCUCGGCCUCUGCCUCUGAGGGGGACACACUCAAACCCCGGACGGACAGAGGAGACGGAGCAGACAAACGUGACAGGGAAAGACCUCCUCACAGAUCUCCUGUGGACAAUUACCCGCCCCGCACCAAGGGUCAGGAGCGAUACAGCCCCACACAGAUGGACAGCCCGAGUCCACCUCCGUCGCCAGCCGACAGAGGCAGCAACAGGCCUGAGGCCGGAGCAGACAAAACAAGGUCAGGAGACACGGGGAGGGACAAAGACACUGCCAGGAGGCCUGCGAGACCUACUCCCUCCACCAGGAGGUCACGGUCUCCGCCCCACAAAGCCACUGCCACCUCCCCAGCCCGUCGCACUCCACCGAGACAGUACCUGGAGGCCCCGCCCCGCUCCAGGAGAGUGUCUCCUCCUGCGGCUCGGUCUGAGCGCGACAGAGACAGGCAGAGGGACAGAGACAGAGACAGAGACAGGGAGAAGGACAGAGAACGUGUGCGAGCUGCCAGAAGGAGCAGAUCCAGAAGCCCACGGAGACGCUCCAGGUCCAGAAGCCCCAGGAGGCAAAGCCCCCCCAGCAGGUCCCGCCGCUCUCCAUCUCCUCCGCGGCGGCGGCGGAGAAGUCGCUCCAUCUCCCGUGAAAGAGGGAGAGAACGUGAGGCAACCAAACAGAGGGAGGCACAACAAGAGCGAGGGAGGGAGAAGGUGCAUCAGCAGCCUCAGGAUGAUCCUCAGCCUGGCAGGUCAUCGUCCUCCUCAUCAUCAGCCUCCUCCUCCUCUUCCUCCAGCUCCUCCUCUUCAUCCUUGCCUUCACCCCCAUGCAAAAGUAAAGACACACAGACGGAGAGGAGAAGAGAGCGAGAGGACGGAGGGCAGAAAAGUCUCUCCUCCUCCUCCUCACACCGUCCCUCCACAGCCUCGUCCCAUGUUCCACCGCCAGGAAGACGAGGCUCACCGCCAGACUCCAGGCGCGCUGACGCGGCGUCCAGAGGGUCGCUGCCCCGCGGCCGACCGGACGUCGAGCAGCCGCAGCCACCGCGAGCUCCAAACAGGAAGCCGUCGCCGCCGGCAGCUGCUCGACCGUCAGACCAGACGGUCAGAAACGAGAGAAGUGUGAACGGCAAGGAGGCAAAUAAGAAAGUGAGCAGGAGCAGCAGCUCCAGCUCCUCCUCGUCCUCUUCGUCCUCCUCCUCUUCCUCCUCUUCAUCCUCCUCUUCCGACAGUUCUGACUCUGAGGGCAAGGAGCAAGGAAAACAGAAGACAACCAAAACCCAGAAUAGCUCUUCAUCGUCUGAAAAUGAAAAGGAAACAAAGAACAAGAGCGCUGUGCGACCUCAGAGGGUUCCGGCUGAUUCACUACGAGAUUCUCGCUCGCUCAGUUACUCUCCUCCCAGACACACGAGAGCAGCGCCACAGUCGCCCAACCACAGCAGCAGCAGACGGUCACCGAGCCGCUCAUCGAGCAGCAGACGGAGGAAAUGAGCGCCGCCCUCUGCUCUGUGAUGGUUUCUGGACUUCACACACGACCGAGACGCCACACACUCAUCUCCUGCAGGUGUGUGUGUGUGUGUGUGUGUGUGUGUGUGUGUGUGUGAGGAGUAAAGGGUGUUCACACACAUGAAAGGAGCCGAGUAAGCGUAACGCUGUUCCCCUCUCCGUGUCCUGUCGACUGUGUUCUUACCUGUAGAUAUGAUCUGUCUGUAUUUUGGUUAUUAACAUGUAAUGGAUGCUGUUUAAUGUGAGCAGGAACUGAAGUGUGGUUAAUUUCUUUGUUGAAAACGAUUAAUAAUAACAAUUAAAGGCAGUUGUGCAUUUUA
Messenger RNA from Solea senegalensis (Senegalese sole), 4710 nucleotides. RefSeq names its product serine/arginine repetitive matrix 2 (gene srrm2). The record is from RefSeq and is a predicted model, not a curated record. The coding region runs from base 242 to 4375 and encodes 1377 amino acids. The transcript is spliced from 14 exons. Lineage: Eukaryota; Metazoa; Chordata; Actinopteri; Pleuronectiformes; Soleidae.